CACACAUAGUUCGAUGCAUGACAUGCUGAUUCCGGAUAGCGUCUCAUUUUUUAUUGAAAACAUUCCUGAGCCGAAAACAAUGUAUUUUAACCAGAAAAGCCGUACAUGGUAGGAUAGAGCUUGUUGAGUUGAUUCCAAAUGUCGCCGAGUUUUCGAUGCAUCGCAGCGGACAUUUGUCCAAAAACCGACGUUACGCCUUUUCUGAAUUGAACACAGAAAACUUGAGAAAUAUUGGCGCUCUUCCACUUUGAGAAAUAUUGGCGUAAAAACUUUUAUUCCAGCUAUUACUGAUCAUCGAGAAAUAUGUACCAGAAAAUGAGUGGGUGUAUAAGCACAGUCAGUGCUGCAAGAUAAAAUUUUCUUUUUAACGCACCCACCCAAAUUAUGGUUAAAAUUAAUUUAGAUUAUCAAAGAUAAAUUAGUGAAAGAAUUUGUCAGUUUGACCGUACAGCUCCGGAGAAAAGAAAUAUUUUUAAAACUAGCUAUAUUUGUUUAGAUGCGUAAUUAGUGGAACGAAUUAUAUAACUUUUCAUGAAUUUCAAUUCACUACAGAAAGUUUCUGUUUAUAUUUCUCAAGUUUUCUGUGUUCAAUUCAGAAAAGGCGUAACGUCGGGUUUUUGGACAAAUGUCCGCUGCGAUGCAUCGAAAACUCGGCGACAUUUGGAAUCAACUCAACAAGCUCUAUCCUACCAUAAAAAUGACAAUAAAAUGCAAUCAAAAAUUAAAGAUAUUCUCCAAGUACAUAAUGAUGAUUUUACGAAAUGUCCUGAUCAUUUAUUGUCAUUACUCGUUGAACCUGUACUAAAAUGUAUCACUGAACGGUUUGCUCUACAAGAUUCAGUACAGCGUGAAGAUAUUGAGAUUGUAUAUCAGAUUAGUUUAAUUGAAAACAAAUCGUAUCGAACAACAGCUCGUCCACAUACAACGAUUGUUGCUUUUUAUUCUCGGUGA
This is a messenger RNA of Didymodactylos carnosus, 951 nucleotides long. The record is from the annotation of a GenBank genome assembly. Lineage: Eukaryota; Metazoa; Rotifera; Eurotatoria; Philodinida; Philodinidae.